AUGAAUGGAUUUGCAGAUCGAGGAUUGGAUGAGGGGUCAUUUGGGGAGAAAGGAGGGAUUGUGAAGGCUUUUGAUGCUUUUCCCAAGGCAAAACCCCAAUACAUAACGCAAACCUCUGGCGGUGGCAAAUGGACCGUCGCCAUGAUGCUCAUCUCGCUCGCUCUCCUCUUCUCGGAAUUCUCUCGCUGGUGGAUGGGCCACGAAACGCACACUUUUGUGGUUGAAAAAGGUAUCGGGCAUAAUCUCCAAAUAAAUCUGGAUAUGGUUAUCAAAAUGAAAUGUCCCGAGCUCCAUCUCAACGUGCAGGAUGCAGCCGGCGAUCGCAUCUUGGCUGGGAGCAUGUUAAAAGAGGAUCCGACGAAUUGGAAACAAUGGGUGGAUGCGAAGGGGGUGCAUCAACUGGGGAAAGAUGAUCAUGGGAGAGUGGUCACGGGAGAAGAAUAUCAUGAGGAGGGGUUUGGAGAGGAACAUGUUCAUGAUAUUGUGGCGUUGGGGGGGAAGAGGGCGAAGUUUGCAAAGACGCCGAGGGUGAAGGGGGGACCGAGGGGUGGAGAUAGUUGUAGGGUUUAUGGGAGUCUGGAGGUUAAUAAGGUGCAAGGGGACUUUCAUAUUACGGCGCGAGGGCAUGGAUAUCCAGAAAUGGGGCAGCAUUUGGAUCAUAGCGCAUUCAAUUUCUCACACAUAAUCAACGAGCUCUCCUUCGGCGCCUUCUACCCCUCCCUACUCAACCCCCUCGACCGCACCAUCUCAUCCACCCCCAACCACUUCCACAAAUACCAAUACUUCCUCUCCAUCGUCCCCACCCUGUAUUCCCUCUCCCCCUCCAUAUUCUCCCCCUCCUCCUCUCCCACUCUACUCAGCACCAACCAAUACGCCGUCACGUCGCAAGAACACAUUGUAGGCGAGCGCUCUGUGCCGGGGAUAUUCUUCAAAUAUGAUAUUGAACCAUUACUAUUGACGGUCGAGGAGAGCCGAGAUGGGUUUUUGAGAUUUGUGGUUAAGCUGGUUAAUGUAGUGAGUGGAGUGUUGGUGGCAGGGCAUUGGGGAUUCACGAUUACGGAAUGGGUGGUGAGGGUUUGGGGACGCAGAUCCGGGGGUAGGGGCGGGAAGGGUAUGUUAGAUAGUGGGAAGUAUAACGAGGAUUAG
Messenger RNA from Sclerotinia borealis F-4128, 1146 nucleotides. Lineage: Eukaryota; Fungi; Ascomycota; Leotiomycetes; Helotiales; Sclerotiniaceae. The record is from the annotation of a GenBank genome assembly.